GGUGCUGGUGCUCGUAAUGGUGGUGCUGGUCGUCUUUCUGGUGGUCCUGGUGGUCGUACUGGUACUGGUACUGGUCUGUGUGGCGUGGAAACCUCCUCAGGGUUUAAGAGGGUUUUGUUGCUGGACCUACGCGGAGCUGAUAGCUGAUUGGCCGGUGGUGGUGCUGGGUGUGUGCACGGUGCUCAUCGUGAUCUGCGCUCUGAUUGGCGUGCUGGUCCCGGACCUGCCCGACUUCUCAGACCCCCUGCUGGUGGACGAGUGGAUCAGCGAGGAGCUGCUCAGCGCCCCGGCCGGCCUCCGUCACGGCUGGUUCAUCAGCAACCUGGAGUUCUAUGACCUCCAGGACAGCCUGUCGGGGGGCACCCUGAUCGCCAUGGCGCUGUCGGUGGGCGUGGCCUUCGGCGUGAUGCUGCUGACCACAUGAUGCUGCUGACCACGAGCUGGAGCCGCCAGCGGCUCCAGCUCGUGGUCAGCAGCAUCACGUGGUCGACGUGGCGACGUUCUAUACCUUAUCCCACUUAAUACACGGCUACUUGCCGAAACGAAAAAAUUACUCCACACUGUGCGUUCUUUCACAAUUUAUUUGUUACCAGCGUUCAUACUGUUUAUCAGCAGAGGAAUAGUCUGCCAAAUACAUUGGCAAAAAACUGUUUUUUUUAAGUUUAAACUACCCUUCUAACUCAGUGCUGUGGAACGCUCCGUUCACUUGCAUUGGCCUUAAAUCACCGUUGCUGAGCAUAUAAUGGCCGCUGUCAAGGAAAGUGGAUUUUUUUGCUGUCUUUCGUAUCCCUCCGCAGGUAGUCCGGUAACUUAUCAACCCCAGCGUACUCGGUUGCUAAGCGACGUCAACGUAUUUGGCAGACUAUUUCUCUGCUGAACAACACUACGGAUGCUGGUAACAAAUAAAUUGUAAAAAAACAUACUGUGUGAGGUUAUUUGUUCGUUUUGGCAAGUAGCCGUGUAAUAAUGUACAGAACGUUGCCGGUCAUUAUCGAAAAUAAGCCCAGUUCAGGGCGAAGCAAUACACCUCCUCUUCGCGUCAGUGUCCUUUUCGCCCUGUCGGGGCUUACUUUUCCGAUGAUGUACGGCGUUCUAUACAUUAUCCCUUACAUAACUAACCGUUAGAGCAGGGGUUGGCAACUAAGUUUGGCCUCGGGACAAUUCUUUUUCCAGCCAGUAGGUGGCGGGCCAGAACAUUAUCAAAGGCUAGUUCAAGGAAUUGAUUAAUGAAAGUGCAUCUGGAACUGUGACGCAGGCCCGUCAGCUGGCUUAGUCACAUGCCUACCAUGCCCUAGAUGACUCUUUAAAGACGUACAUAUAAACAACUGUAUGCCCUAAUCACGUAAAUGUCAUACCUGAUCACGUCGGGUAGGGGUGUUGCUGCACUAACUCCACAGAGACAACGCAGACAUAUCAUCAUAAGCAGUUCUAACUGGAGAGAAAGUGAAAUCUGCGAGCUGCUGAUCAUGUGAGAGAAGGUGAUGCAGUCAUAUUAAGCAAAGUGAUCUACGAGAGAGACGCAGAGGAACUGUCCUUACGAGGCUUUUAUCGGGAUAAAAAACCCUAACCCGUCCCUAACCCAAAAGUGGUCAGCAAAAUCAAGAAUAUGUUGGCGUUUUUGCACUUGUAAAUAGUUAAUCGCGUUUGUAGCCUACACUCAGACGUGAACUCAUUCUUGAGUGGGACUCUAACCUUCCGAGAGUAGUAGCAGGAUUUGAUACAAUUACAUUCAAAAACGGUUAUGAAAGAAAAAAAGGUUCACUGUAUCCGGCCCUUUACAUUUUAAGCUAACAGAUAUGCGAUAUUCCAAAAAAAUAAAAUAAAAAAUAAUUAUAACUUCAUAAUAAUCUGGCGGGCCAGAUAUUAUAUCUGGCGGGCCAGUUACGGCCCGCGGGCCGCCAGUUGCCGACCCCCGCGUUAGAGGGUCUCCGCGACCCUCAGGACACGAAGCCUCACCUGACGUAGCGUUAUAAAAAGGGUCCAAUGGGGUGUUAUUAGGAGGAAACUUUUGAAUAAGUUGACUUAUCACUGAAA
Messenger RNA from Gadus morhua (Atlantic cod), 2034 nucleotides. RefSeq names its product dispatched homolog 1 (Drosophila) (gene disp1). Lineage: Eukaryota; Metazoa; Chordata; Actinopteri; Gadiformes; Gadidae. The record is from RefSeq and is a predicted model, not a curated record. Gene Ontology annotation, biological process: smoothened signaling pathway. Gene Ontology annotation, molecular function: peptide transmembrane transporter activity. Gene Ontology annotation, cellular component: membrane. Bases 17 to 424 code for a protein of 135 amino acids. The transcript has 3 exons.